AUGGUUAGACUAUUCUCUAGAAAGUCAAAAGGAAGUGAUGUCGUAGCCAUCAACAAUGCCUUCCAAGUUGUCUUGGAUGAGAUGGGCUUCCAAGAGGAGGACAGGAAGAAGAUGAUGGAAUAUGAUAUUGAAAGGAAACAAAAGUAUAUUGCAUCGUACAAGAGCAAGUUGAUAUCAAAGAGUGACUUUACAGGCAAGAAGCCAAACUCAAAGGCAAAGCCUGUACUUCACUCUCCACAAUACUUUGUCGAUGGACUCAAAGCCACACCAACAAUGGAGCUCCUCACAUCCCUCCGUGUACGUCUUGGCAACCAGCCAAUCAAAUGGUUCCGAGAGUUCUGUUCACUCAACGGUGUGGAGACCCUUAUCAAGGUGCUCAAUGAUAUUGACAUGAAGCCAACAAAGACACCAGAGGACAUGGGUAAGAUGGCACAAUGCCUGCAUUCUUUAAAGUUCACAAUGAACAAUAGAGUUGGAUUGGAAGCCGUGAUAAAGAAUCCAACUAGUAUUGCAAGUAUUGCACUUAUCCUGGACACGACACAUCUAAAGUCCAGGAUAAUGGUAUUGGAGAUGCUGGCCGCUCUAUGUGUCCUGCAUCCAAAGGGUCGUACACUUGUCCUGGCUGCCAUGGACAAUUAUCGAGAGGUGAAACGUGAGACCAAGCCAUAUCUCCAUCUCGUCCAGAGUCUUACCAAUGCCAGCUCGCCACAGGCGCAGUUCGAGACGUUUGCCCUCAUCAAUACAUUGAUCAGCACAGCCGACAAUGUUGAAGACCGUGUCAACAUCCGUUCACAGUUCAAGCGCAUUGGUAUUGUGAAGGCCAUCCAGGACCUGGCCGACCAGAUCAAGAUCAACCCGGACCUGGCCAACCAGGUGGACAUCUUUGAGCAUGAGGACCGCUGGGACGAGCAAGAGCACAUGGAGAAUGCCCGUGGUGACAUCAGUGAUGACAACCCCGACUCUUUGUUCCGUAACCUCAAGGACCGCACCACAGGUGGUCCGCUCUUCCCUCCCUUUGUCUCCAUCCUCAAGAUGUUGUUAAAGACUGUAUCUGAUGAGGACUCUACCGAGGAACAAAGUCUCUCCAACUGUUUAUUUGUCGAGAAGAUAUUGUCCAAGAUCAAUGGUGGCUCAUCAGUGUUGAACGAUGAUUUGUCCAGCUUCUUUGGAGAGUCGAUGGACAUCUCACAUGUAUCUGGUGAGAAGGCUGUGCUCAUCCAAAAGGAGAUAGAGGAUCUUAAGAAGGACAAGAAGAGGGCCGCCGAGCAACUGCACGAGAAGGACAUACUCUUGACCAAGUUGGCCAAGAAGUUGAUGAGACUAGAGGAUGCUAUCCGCUCGGGACGAGGAAUGGAGGUGUUGGCAGAGGAGGAAGAGAAGGACGACGAGUUGAUCAAGAUCGCUGCCGUUUCAGAGGGCUCCUCCAAGGCGUCGAUCAAGACUCUCAAGGAUGGCAUCGAAGAGAAACCAAAGAUUGGAGGAGACGGCAACUUCUUGUCGGCCCUCGACGCUCCACCAGUCGAUCCAGCUACAGAUGAUAGCUCGGGCCCUCCACCACCACCAUUGCCACCUGGUGUACCUCCACCUCCUCCACCACCCGGAAUGAUGAAGGCGCCUGCAACACCAGAGCGCUGCUCACGUGCUCCAUCGGUCAAGAUGAAGAGCUACCAGUGGACCAGGUACCGCACCAGGAACAUCCCCAACACAUUCUGGACCAAGGUCAACUACAGCAAGUACAACGACGAUUUGCCCUACGAGCAGAUCGAGCAACUGUUUGCCGCCGCAGUCUUUGAGAAGAAGGAGAAGGAGGUCAACAAGAAGGCGUGUGUGACACUGAUCGACUCGAAGCGUGCCCAGAACAUUGGUAUCUUGCUCAGUCGUUUCAAGGGAUUCACACACGAUCACAUCUACAAUGCCAUAUUCAACAUGGAUGAGAAGGUGCUGGACCUCGAGACCAUCAAUCAAUUCGUCAAGUACGUGCCCACCAAGGAGGAGAUUGAUCUCAUCAAUGCGUUCAAGGUGACACAGGCAGCCCGCCCCGAGGAGGAACGCCAAAAGUAUGGCAAGGCCGAGGAGUUUAUCGACAAGAUUGCCUCCAUUCCCAAGUUGGCACAGAGAAUCAAUGCCAUCCACUUCAAGCUCAACUUCCCCGAGAAGCUCUACCAGGCCAAGCCUGACGUCCGCACAUUCAAUCAGGCCAUGAACGACCUGCAGAAUGAGAACCUAUUCGAGGUGUUGGAGCUUAUCCUCUCGGUUGGUAACUUUAUCAAUCAUGGCACCAACAGAGGCAAUGCCAGUGGUUUCAAGAUUGACAGUAUCAACAAGAUGGCCGACACCAAGUCCAACACCAGGGAGAAGUACAAUCUGGUACAUUACCUGAUUGAAUUGCUCGAAUCAAUCAAACCCAGUCUCCUCUCUUUCUAUGAAGAGAUCCCCAAUGUGUACACCGCUGCCACUCUAUCAUUCUCCACGUCCACUGGAGAGAUUAGACUGCUCAAGAGUGGUUUGGCCAAGCUGGAGCUCGAGGUCAAUGGCACUGACAACACCUCACCUCUGGACGAUAAGGAUCCAUUCAGGUUGAAACUUUCCGAGUUCUUGUUGUCUGCCAAGACAGAGCUGCUUGAUGCUGAGAAGCUGGUCGGAGAGACAGAGAUGAUGUACGGCAAGAUUGCCAAGUUCUUUGGAGAGGAUACGACCAGACCACUCGAGGAGUUCUGUGCCAUCUUUAAGAAGUUCAGUGAUACGUACCAAUUGGCCAAGAAGGACCUGGAGAGGGAGAAGGCCAUGAGUGAGCGUGCGGCCAAGAGAAAGAAUGAUAGAAAGGCCAACCAGGAGGUCCAGAAGAAGAAGAUUGUUGACGAUGAUGAUGGUGACGAUGUGAGCAGUACUCUGAAAUCAACGGAUGGCAAGACAACUAAACAACAGAUGUCCAAGGAGAAUGCCGAGGACAAGAAGAUCCAGCAAUAUCUGGAGAGUGUCCAGCUGAGCCCUGGCAGCAGUUGUGGCUCAGAGGGUGAAGGAAUGAUGGAGGACAUUUUGAACAUGAUCAGAGAUGGAGACUUUGGCACACUAAGGAGGAACCGUAUGAAUGCCAACAAGGUGAAGCCACCAAAGGCGAUACCAGUCAUACCAGAGGAUACACCAUCAACAUUCUCAUCAUUGUCGUCAAAGUUUGACGCCAAGCCUUUGGAUAUCAGUAGUGAUGAGGAUGAGGAAGAUGAAGAUGCCACAGAUGAGACUGGAGAGGAGUAUGAAGACGAUGAUGAUGUUGAUGUUGAUGAUGAAGAGGAGGAUGGGUCUACAUCCGAAGAAUAA
Messenger RNA from Acytostelium subglobosum LB1, 3315 nucleotides. RefSeq lists its product as hypothetical. Gene Ontology annotation, molecular function: profilin binding; small GTPase binding; actin filament binding. The record is from RefSeq and is a predicted model, not a curated record. The transcript has 4 exons. Gene Ontology annotation, biological process: actin cytoskeleton organization; 'de novo' actin filament nucleation; actin filament polymerization. NCBI's taxonomy places the organism in Eukaryota, Evosea, Eumycetozoa, Acytosteliales, Acytosteliaceae. The coding region runs from base 1 to 3315 and encodes 1104 amino acids. Gene Ontology annotation, cellular component: actin cytoskeleton.